UUCAUUAUUAUCAUCAUUAAGUCAAACAUGACAGUUUAUGAAUUAUUGUGUCUCCUGACACUGUUCGGGAGCUAUACCGAUGGAUUUCCUAGUAGGUACUCGGAGCGACUGCGCUUGUGGCAACAAGAGUUGCGCAUCAUAGGCGGCAACCCCGCCGAUAUAAGGGACUACCCUUAUCAAGUGUUGCUGAUAAUCGGGGGUAAACCGAGCUGCGGGGGUUCCAUUAUUCGAGAGGAUUUUGUUUUGACCGCGGCCCAUUGUAUUUACGAUGUCACCCCGGACCAAAUUCAAAUAAGGGCGGGAACGUCCGAUCGAACAACCGGUGGUCAACUGGUCAACGUCCAAAGCAUCAAGUACCCAGAGGACAGUUUUAACAUUGACACUUUCGAUUACGACGUUGCCAUCUUGCAACUCGAUUCCCCAUUAAUAUUUAACGAGGAGGUGGCAGCGGUUGCGCUUCCAGACCCGGACUACGACGUUAUCCAGGGCGAAUACGCUGUUGCAACCGGUUGGGGACAAACCGAUCCCGACGAUGAAACUUUACCAAACAUUUUACAGUCGGUUGAGUUGCCAGAGAUACCCACGGAAGUUUGCACCAACUACUACGGAUCGCUGAUUUCCUCCAGGAUGUUCUGUGCGGGAUACGAGGAGGGCGGCAAGGAUACUUGCUUGGGCGAUUCCGGAGGGCCUUUGGUGGUCAAUCGGCUGCUGAUAGGCAUCACGUCUUGGGGCGGUGACAGGUGCGCUCAAUCGGGCUAUCCAGGAGUCUUCACUAAAGUCGCCUAUUUUCGGGACUACAUAGACGAUGUGCUCACUCAAGGCCACAGCAAGAACAUAAAACAUCAAAAAAACCUGUUAACCAAUAAAGUCUUUUAAAAUA
Messenger RNA from Anthonomus grandis grandis, 880 nucleotides. Its product is annotated as trypsin 3A1-like. The record is from RefSeq and is a predicted model, not a curated record. Gene Ontology annotation, biological process: proteolysis. The coding region runs from base 28 to 876 and encodes 282 amino acids. Lineage: Eukaryota; Metazoa; Arthropoda; Insecta; Coleoptera; Curculionidae. The transcript is spliced from 5 exons. Gene Ontology annotation, molecular function: serine-type endopeptidase activity.